UGAACAGAUAAAUUUCAUGCCCCAAUGGUAUCUCAUUGAGUAGCGGUUUAGCUCAUCGGAAGUCGGAAGAGCCAGUCGGAACCAUUCCCCGUCGGAGAUAUGUCCAUUACAGGUAAUAUUAAAUCCACCAUCUUCCUUGUAGGAAGUAACAUACUUUUCAAGAAAUAAAAGAACAAUGGACUUUCUAAGAGUGAACUUUUCAGGUGAACUCUUCACGACAGUUACUGUGAGUGAAGAAGCUGAAGACACCAUGGUUGAGAAGGACAAUGUUCCAAAAGUAGGAAUGGAUUUUAAGAGUGCUAAGGAUGUGUGGAAAUUUUAUAGGAGUUAUGCUGCUGCAGUGGGGUUUCCUAUCAGGAAAAGAACUUCAAGGAAAGGUGAUAAUGGAUCAGUGAAAUAUGUUACCUAUGCGUGUAGUCGGGAAGGUGGUCGAUGUUAUGCCACAACAUGCUCGCUAAAUCCACAACCUACAAUUCAAACUGAUUGUAAGGCAAGGCUGAUUGCGAAAGAAGAUCUUUUAGGGACAUGGCAAAUCACUAAGGUGCAUCAUGAACACAACCAUACUACAAGUCCAUCAAAAUCUAGGUUGUAUCGAUGUAACCGGUAUUUAAAUCAACACGUGAAAAGAAAACUUGAGGUCAAUGACAUUGCAGGGAUUCCGUUACAUAAAAAUUUUAAUUCUACAGUAGUUGAAGUUGGCGACUACUCGAACAUGACUUUUACUGAAAAGGAUUGUCGUAACUAUGUAGAGAAAGUUAGACGAUUAAGACUCGGAGAAGGAGAUGCGGCAGCUAUACUGGCAUAAUUUGCAAAGAUGCAAACAAGUUGUCCUGGUUUCUUUUUCAUUGUGGACCUGGAUGAAGAUUUUAGGUUGAAGAAUGUCUUUUGGGCCGAUAACAGAUGUAGAGAAGCGUAUAAAGAAUUUGGUGAUGUAGUGACGUUUGACACUACAUAUUUAUUGUGAAGUUGAUUUCACUGAGAUGACGACUACGAGAAUGUUAUAUGAGGUGCGUGAGUACCUUAUGUUAGGGGAUACAAUGCACAGGAAAGUGUUUAAGGUAGUUCUUAAGAAAGAAAGUAAUGAUAUUGUCUGCAAUUGCCAUCUAUUUGAGUUUAGAGGGAUACUGUGUAGACAUGCCAUUACUGUUUUAAUACGGGAGGGUAACAUCAAUUCCAGAUAAGUAUAUUUUAAAGAGGUGGAGAAAAGAUGUAUUCAGACCCUAUACACGAUUGAAGAUUAACUAUAAUGGAUGGGUAUAUGUUCCAGGAUAUCUGCAAUAUGAAAAAUUGUGCCAUAAGUUUUCAGAAAUAGCCCACAUUGUGGCUGGUGAUCACUAGAAAGGGCCACAUUUGAGUGGCUUGAUUCUUAUCACAAGAGUUUGAUACCAUACUCAAUCUGCGAUACUCAAUCUGCGAUAGUAACCAAAGAAAUGCAAGGUGUGAAAACGUUAAUAACGUUCUUGGUGUCUUCAUCAAGGAUCCAAAAUGCAUAAGACGUAAGGGUGCCCCAAAGAAGCUGCGAAAAAAGAGUUCCUUAGAAUCUAGUUCAAAAAAAAGGAGGGGAGAGUGGAGAAGAUGAAAAGUUGUCCAGCUAAAGAUCAAGGCUCUGAUGCAAAGGGAGUGCCACUGUCCAGUUUGUUGCAGUAGUAUAUUGCAGUUUGUUUUUGAAGUGUGAGGCUGGAAUGUUGUUUCUUCAUCCUCCUAUGGAGAGAAUAUUAUUUUGUGUUGGCUUGUAAUUACUUUUCCUUUGCUUUAUGAAUUGUUUCAAGCUCAAUAUUGUGCGUUUUCGUAUUAGUGGCGCAAAUAUUUUUGCUGGAUUUCCCUUUUCAAUUAAAUGUAUUGAUAUUGAAUGUUUGAUUAUUUCCC
Messenger RNA from Cuscuta europaea, 1866 nucleotides. The record is from the annotation of a GenBank genome assembly. Lineage: Eukaryota; Viridiplantae; Streptophyta; Magnoliopsida; Solanales; Convolvulaceae.